This is a messenger RNA of Planococcus citri (citrus mealybug), 1380 nucleotides long. RefSeq names its product sex peptide receptor-like. Gene Ontology annotation, molecular function: G protein-coupled peptide receptor activity. Gene Ontology annotation, biological process: G protein-coupled receptor signaling pathway. Gene Ontology annotation, cellular component: plasma membrane. NCBI's taxonomy places the organism in Eukaryota, Metazoa, Arthropoda, Insecta, Hemiptera, Pseudococcidae. The record is from RefSeq and is a predicted model, not a curated record. Bases 169 to 1281 code for a protein of 370 amino acids. The transcript has 3 exons.
UACGAAUAGACAUUGAUGAGUACUUUUCGUGUUAGGAUGUUUAUUCGAAAUCUGUCACAUUGUGCUUUGCGUUCAAUAAUUCGUAUUCAUUAAUAUUAACACUGUGUUGGAAAAACGUUAUUUGAGGGAGUGCUUAGUGAUAUCAAACAAAUAGACAGCAAUUUCAUCAUGUAUUCGAAAAAAAACUUAUUUAAUGAGGAAACAUCUUGCGGAGAGACAAUGAUACUAUUCAACACUUACUUCGUCGAGUACAUCUUUUACGCGUAUGCCACAUGGUCUUCAAUAGGAGUCACGCUCAAUAUGUUCAACAUCAUCGUAUUCACGAGAAAAUCUAUGAUUUCGCCAAAUAAUUUGAUUUACGCUCAUUUAGCUUUCGUGGAUUUAGCGUCCAUAAUUGCUUACGUGCCACGCGCGUGGCAAGAACUCGUACGACAGCGCAUGUACUGUUUCAAGGAGCAUAGGGUGUACGAAUGGGAAAUCGCAUCGUUUUGUUCUUUGUUUACCGUAGCAAUACUCCACCAAAUAUCUACCUGGAUAACAAUCUUGCUGGCAAUUUGGCGAUACAUUGCCAUUGCACAUCCCUUGAAGGAACGCGAAUGGUGCAAUAUGAAAAACACCAAGAUUUUUAUUAUUGCAGCAUAUGCAGUCGGUUUUUUAGCCGCUUUACCACAUGUGUUUGAGGUUCAUGUUGCUGCAAUAGAUACUUUGCUCGAUAGCGAUGGAUAUCCAACCUCCAAUCGUACCAUCGGUGUUCUUACCAAGGUUUAUAAGAUUCACCUGUGGGAAAUCAGUAAAACGAGUGGUUUUCUAGCAGCAAUAUUCUAUGGUAUCGUCUCGAGAAUAGCAGCCGUGAUUGUCCUGUCUGUUUACACAUAUAAGUUGAUCGCGGCUCUAAAGUGUCGUCAAAGGUUAACUUCCAGCAUGUACGGAAGCAAUGCAACAAUCACUAGUAAAAAACCAUCUACAGAUCGAACAACGAAAAUAUUAUUAAUUAUAGUAGCUUUAUGUUAUACGUGCGAAAUACCUCACGCAAUAUGUUUCCUAGUGUCAGCAAUCUAUGGUAUCAAGUUUAUUGACGGAUGUUAUGUAUAUUUAUUUGGAAUAUUCACUCUUUUGGUGGGGAUCUGCAUAUCCCUUAACUUCGUAGUUUAUUACGCGAUGAGUCGGCAAUUUCGAAACACUUUUCACGCAUUGUUUAGCUGUGAAUCAUCUUCUGCUCGGGAAAAACCAGUCUUGACUCGAAUACAGAGAAUUACGACUAUUACCUCUACUCAUUUGUGAUGCAGUGAAGGAUUAAAGAAUUUUACCUUAGUGCUGGACAGGAUUCGCAAUAAUUGUCGAAUUAUCAUUUCUACCAAUAAAUUUGUUUAUCGUGUUGUA